Messenger RNA from Cantharellus anzutake, 767 nucleotides. Its product is annotated as Mss4-like protein. The transcript is spliced from 9 exons. NCBI's taxonomy places the organism in Eukaryota, Fungi, Basidiomycota, Agaricomycetes, Cantharellales, Hydnaceae. Bases 214 to 717 code for a protein of 167 amino acids. Gene Ontology annotation, cellular component: cytoplasm. Gene Ontology annotation, molecular function: calcium ion binding. The record is from RefSeq and is a predicted model, not a curated record.
GGUAGGCUGUGGACCCAUAUCCCCAUCUUCGGACGCCCUGUCAACCACAAGGGACCCGUCAGUAUACAAAUUAAUUGGUUCUGGCCAUAGUAUAGGAUAGGGAUAGAGGGAUAUUUGUGUCGGGUGUGGCUAUGCGGUCAAGAAAAUGGCUGGUUUUACAUCCGAGAUCGAUCGGCCCUUUUUCACUUCAACCUCCCUCACUACGCCAAAAACAUGUUGUUGUUUACCGAUAUCAUCACGGGCGACGAGGUCGCCUCCGACGCUUUUCCAACCAAGGAAGUUGAUAACAUUGUCUACGAGUUUGAAGCAGCCAAGAUUACUAUCAAGGAUGGGGCAGUAGAUAUCGGCGCUAACCCAUCGGCCGAGGAGCAAGAUGAAGCUCUAGAAGACGGAGCCCAAGUCGUGAACAACAUAGUUCAUUCCCAUCGCCUUCAUCAAACAGGGUACGACAAAAAGCAGUACCUCUCGCACCUCAAGGCCUAUAUGAAAGCAAUCAAGGCAAAACUUGAGGUGGAGAAACCCGACCGAGUAGCUGCAUUUGAGAAAGGGGCCUCAGAGUACGCGAAGAAGAUUGUGGCCAAUUUCAAAGAUUACGAGUUUUACACUGGGGAAUCCAUGAACCCGGAUGGGAUGGUCUUACUCCUGAAUUACCGCGAGGAUGGCAUUACCCCGUAUUUCACCCUAUGGAAGGAUGGUUUGAAAGAGGUCAAGUUGUAAUGGGGGAUUCGACUCAGCAAUCCUUGCACAGUACAUGUAUUUUUGGAUGG